Molecule: messenger RNA, 1044 nt
Organism: Penicillium manginii
Lineage: Eukaryota; Fungi; Ascomycota; Eurotiomycetes; Eurotiales; Aspergillaceae
Product: 3-isopropylmalate dehydrogenase
Exons: 3
Coding region: 1-1044 (347 amino acids)
Biological process (GO): L-leucine biosynthetic process
Cellular component (GO): cytosol
Molecular function (GO): magnesium ion binding; 3-isopropylmalate dehydrogenase activity; NAD binding
Source: RefSeq, a predicted model, not a curated record
AUGGCGCAAACACACCACAUUCUCGUCCUACCAGGCGACGGCAUUGGCCCCGAAGUCAUGGCCGAGGCUGUAAAGGUCCUCCAAGCAUUCGAAACUCCGCAACGCAAGUUCCAACUACGACACGAGCUCAUUGGAGGAUGUAGCAUCGAUGCCACAGGCAAGCCGGUCACCGAAGAGGUAAAACAAGCUGCAUUGGAUUCAGACGCGGUGCUAUUUGCUGCCGUUGGUGGACCCAAGUGGGAUGGAGCUCGUCGUGGUCUUGAUGGGCCGGAAGGUGGACUACUCCAGCUGCGCAAGGCAAUGGAUAUCUAUGCAAACCUGCGUCCUUGCUCUGCGACUUCGCCCAGUCCGUCCAUCGCAAAGGAGUUCAGUCCAUUCCGAGAAGAGAUCAUUGAGGGCGUUGACUUCGUCGUCCAAUGGAUGAAUGGGGCUACUCCGAAGAAGAAAUCCAGCGUGUCGCCCGGCUGUCCGCAGAAGUGGCCCUUCGCCACGACCCCCCCUUGGCCCGUCAUCUCCCUGGACAAAGCCAACGUCCUCGCCUCAUCCCGUCUCUGGCGCCGUGUAGUAGAGAAGACCAUCACGACCGAGUACCCGCAAGUGAAGCUGAUCCAUCAGCUUGCGGACUCAGCCUCACUUAUAAUGGCGACGAACCCGCGAUCCCUAAACGGCGUCAUUCUGGCCGACAAUACUUUUGGCGACAUGCUCUCCGAUCAAGCCGGCUCGAUUGUUGGAACCUUGGGAGUUCUUCCCAGUGCCAGUCUGAAUGGUCUACCCGGCGACAAGGCGUUGAAGACGCGACCGUACGGAUUGUACGAGCCUACUCACGGUUCAGCUCCAGAUAUUGCGGGGAGAAAUAUUGCUAACCCCGUCGCGAUGAUUCUUUGCGUCGCUUUGAUGUUUCGCUACUCAUUAAACAUGGAGGCUGAAGCAAAGCGGGUCGAAGAUGCUGUUCGGAAGGUCCUUGAUUCAGGUGUUCGAACUCCUGAUUUGAAAGGAAAGGUGGGAACCAAGGAGGUCGGUGAUGCUAUCGUAGCUGCUUUGUAA